Messenger RNA from Musca domestica (house fly), 979 nucleotides. RefSeq names its product putative gustatory receptor 47b (gene Gr47b). The transcript is spliced from 2 exons. Lineage: Eukaryota; Metazoa; Arthropoda; Insecta; Diptera; Muscidae. Bases 74 to 979 code for a protein of 301 amino acids. The record is from RefSeq and is a predicted model, not a curated record.
CGUACGCUUGUAUUAUACGAAACUCUCUCUUAUUUACACGUAUAGUGUUCGUUUGAUUUUGUUGGCAUGUUUCAUGGGAGGCGUUGUUGUCAAAUUGACCACCGAGGAGUAUUACAGUGCCAUGAUUGGACGACUCUCGCCGAUAAUUACAUUCGUCAUGUGUUUCGAGUCUAUAGUUAGUGUCUUUACCUAUUUGGCUGUCACAUUUGGUUUGGACAGAACGCGCAAAGAGCAUCUGAAAGCCUGGAAUCGUCUACAGUCUAUUGAUGAUGAAGUGGUGAAAUCCUUUCCCAAUGUCAAUUGGAAUUACCAAAAGAAUUGUCGCAAAUAUACGCGGUUGACGGCUUUUAUCUACUCCUAUUUUUCGAUAAUAGCGUUUGGAUUUGUUUUUAAUUUGGCCAACUGCAGUUGUGGCUAUUUCAGCUCCUUUUUAAUAUCCUUUGCGUAUGCCUGUAUUACGGCCUCCUCGGGAUUGGCAUCUUUUCUAUUUGCCGUACAAAUGGAUAUGCUGCGACUUCGUUUCCGGUUGUUACACAAACUCGUUAAUUUGAAUUUCGUGUCAUGUAGCAACGGCCAACGUAACGACACUCGGCUAUUGAGGAAAUUUAAAAUACUCGAAUACUUCUUUAAAGAGUACAAUGCUUUAAUACAUCGUUUAAACAGAGUUUUUAAUGUUGUCAGCAGUGCAUCCAUGUUCUACGAUUUUGCAAUUUUGACAAAUAUGGGAUUUUUGGUGUGCUCCAAGGCAAUUGAAUCGAAUACCCAUUGGAAGGAAUAUGUUUUUAUUGCAUUUUUUACACUGCCGCGCAUCUACAAAGUAAUUAUAUGCAGCGUUUAUGGUCACAUGGCACAUGCAGAGAUAUUCAACAGUAUUGCCAAUUAUAUUAUUGUUUUGAUACAACUACAGUUUCAGCAGAAUAUGAUACGGAGAACAUUGUAUGGUGCUCCAAGUGGCGAUAUUGAAAUGAUAGAAAUGUAA